UAGUUUCAUUGCUGACAUAAAUAUCUGUUAUAAAUUGGAGACAUAUAAAUAUGGAGACAAACAGCUAAAACCAGCUACUUCCAGUUUAUAUCAGCUACGACCAGCCUAGGCUGCUUAUAUCUGUUUUGUUUUGUUGUUUUUUUUGUUUUUUUACGGAUCAUCCUAUUUCUAUUUUUUAUCAAUAAAAUAAUCAAUAACUGUUGUUUGUUACGGACAUAAACAAAACAUUCUAUUAAAAUUGCUUUUUCAGCAGAAUUGUUUUUUUAAAUGAACUACAAAUCCCACUUAGCCUCGUAUCCAGGAAGUAGUUUCCGUUGCUAAGCAAACUCGCGCUGUGAGGCAGAAGUCAAUCCUGACGCUGAAUAUCAUGUUGUUUACGCUCAGAAUGUAAAUACAAUUACAUUAAAAGGUAAGAGAAUCGAUCUUUAUGAAGAUACGGAGCAAAUACAGACCAGUUACAUAUUAAAUAUAAUUAAAGAGCUGUUGCAGGCACUGCUGCGGACAGCACAGAUAUUUAUUCAGGGCAGAUGCAAUAAAGGUUAGAUGUCGAUGAAGAAGAGACCGGGCUCAGCUCUGUCUGUUGUGACUGAGUUCAGUGGAUCUGGUUUCUUAAACCCCAAACCUGCUGAAGAUGAUCCUGAAGAAGAUCUGCUCGAUCAGAGACUCUCUCCUCACAAACUGAAAAUUAUUUCUGGAUCAGACGAUCUACACGCGGUGACGUCACUGGAGAUGUGUGUUGACACGCGACAGAAAUCUCUGGACAACUUCGGAAACUACUUGCCCAAACUUACCCAGCUGAAAAUGAACAACAGUUUGAUCUCAUCUGUGCGGGAUCUGGGAACCGGUCUUUCCCACCUGCAGGUCUUGUGUCUGGCUCGAUGCGGUCUGACCGACCUGGAGGGCAUUUCUGCUCUUUCCUCCUUAAAGGAGCUGUACGUGGCCUUCAACCGCAUCUCCGAGCUGAGUCCAGUCAGUUUGCUGGAGGAUCUGGAGCUGCUGGAUCUGGAGGAGAACGAGCUUGAAGAUCUGGCUCAGUUGUGGUAUUUGGGCCGUUGUGUGAAGCUCAGGACUCUGUCUCUGGAAGGAAACCCUGUGUGCCCCCGUCCCGCUCCAGGAGCCUCCGAGGCGUCAGGCUUCAUCUUCAGGUCUUCGGUGCGAGAGCUGAUUCCUCAGCUGAUCUUCCUCGACGACGUUCCUGCUGAAGAGGACAAACCUUCUCUUCUCAGAGACUCCUUUGAAGACGCUUCGGUCAGAGACGGCCUGCAGCUCGCAGAAGAGAGCUCCGUCAGACCUGCUUCAGCCAGACCUCUCUCCUCCUGCUCCGGAUCAAGAGCAGACCUCAGCGUCCUGAACCACGAGGCCAGUGAUCUGACCAACGGUGUUGGUGGAGUUCUGUGUGGGAAUCCUCUGCAAGCUGCUCGAGCGCGGAGACAGAGAAUAAAGCUCCAGAACUCUCCUCAAAACAAGAAUCUGUCCAUCUGUCCAGGGAAGGUCCAACGUCUGUUGUUUAUGGAGAAGGAGCGUGAGCCGCAGGUGACGAGGAUCCACCACAGCGAUGAAGAUGAAGGCCGUCACAGUCUGAGCAGUGAUGACAUUACCGGAGGCUCUCCUGAUUGGUCGGUUCGGUCGGAGACGCUGAGACUCAGCUCUUCAUCGGGCUGCUCCAUGUCUCCGUCUCCUCCACCCAGAUCCGCGGGACAGAGACUCACACAGAUCCGCCGCCGGAGACUCCUGGGAAGCACUGAUGCAUCGUGGGUCAGAUGAGCUCAGGUCUGAGGUUGUUGAGGAGGGUUUGAUUGACAGGAGAGUCUCGGUCAGAUGUCACGUGACCUGAACGUCACUCUUCUUCUACACGUCUCUGAAGAUGUUCCUCAGAUCAAACACAGCAGUCUCCACACGCUCCGGUCUUCAUCCGCUUUGGACUGAAUUUUGUAAGAUUUUUUGUGCACAUUUAUGUAUAUUUUGAAAAUGAAUGAUGGAAAAUUGUUUAAAAAGGCAAACAGAGAAUGAAAAACUAAAAUAUCUGUAAAAUCCUGUAUUAUUCAGGUGCAUCUCAAAACGUUUUAUAUUGUGAAAAAUUUGUUUCACUACAUGCAGUCAAGUGUUUUUUUUUGUAUGAUUAGAGCUACAGCUCAUGAAAGUCAAAAAUCCAGUAUCUCAAAAUAUUUUUCUACGAUUGAUAAAAAAA
Puntigrus tetrazona (Sumatra barb) is the source of this 2188-nucleotide messenger RNA. Its product is annotated as leucine-rich repeat-containing protein 56-like. The record is from RefSeq and is a predicted model, not a curated record. Gene Ontology annotation, molecular function: protein binding. Lineage: Eukaryota; Metazoa; Chordata; Actinopteri; Cypriniformes; Cyprinidae. The coding region runs from base 544 to 1764 and encodes 406 amino acids. The transcript has 10 exons.